CCCUACGAAUCUAUAUGAGAGAGAAUGAGCGUGCGUAUCGACGCGAGUGCACGAAGGUACGAGCACUUACAGUUAAGUCCGUUAGCCAUGGAUGGAGCUUGUGGGAGACGACCGGAGACGGUGUCGGCUGCGAGAGAGGUGGAGGAAGUUGGCGCCGCCGUGCCGGGUGGCGGAGGAGACGGCGGGGAAGAUCUGGCGACGUUUAUCGGGGAGGGGACAAGCGGCGGAGGGAAGGAGAGAGUCAAAGGACCGUGGUCGCCGGAGGAGGACGCGGUGUUGAGUCAGCUCGUGAGUAAGUUCGGGCCGAGGAACUGGAGCCUGAUCGCGCGCGGAAUUCCUGGUCGGUCUGGCAAGUCUUGUCGUCUCCGUUGGUGUAAUCAGCUCGAUCCAUCGGUGAAACGCAAUUCGUUCACCGAGGAGGAGGAUCAGAAGAUCAUCGAAGCACACGCUACCCAUGGAAACAAAUGGGCAGUGAUCGCUAAGCUUCUCCCUGGUAGAACAGAUAAUGCAAUCAAGAACCACUGGAAUUCUACUCUUAGGCGUCGGUACAUGGAUCUUGAAAAGGCUAAGAAUGGAUCUGGAAACGUGGUUGGAGAUUCUAGCUUUGACAAAACAAAAGUCUCGUCAGAAGAAACUUUAUCUUCAGGCAGUGGUCAUGUUGCUCCACUUGUAUGUUCAGAGGGAAGAGAGACAACCUCCAUGGAAAUGCCCAAGGAACAAUGCAGAGAGAGAACAAACGCAGAAAGCAUUUCUAUGCAGGAAAGCAAUGAGCCUUCAACCCUUUUCCGCCCGGUAGCUCGUAUGAGUGCUUUCAAUGUUUACAAUCACAUGGCGGGCUGCUCCAAAACUGCAUCUUCUGAAAUGAAUGGACAAGAUCAAAUGGAAGCAUCUAAACAGGAAAAUACGGAAUUGAGAUUGUCUGAAGGAGCUUAUAACGAGCAUUUUGUGCCUCAGCAAUGUGGACAUGGAUGUUGCAGCAAACCCUUGGAUAUUCACCCCCCUCGAAACUCGCUGCUGGGUCCUGAAUUUGUGGACCAGCUGGAACCGGAAGGCUUCCCGAGCUAUGAUCUGGUGGCAAUAGCAACGGAUAUAAGCAGGCUGGCAUGGCUGAGGAGUGGAUUGGAGAAUAGCAGCGUGAGGGUAAUGGAGGAAGCUGUGAAUAGGCUAGCCCCGCAAGGUUCUGGGGGACAUCUUGGUCGAGCAGAUCAUCAUCAUCACCAUUCUCAUCAUCAUCUCAUAUCGGACAGGGGUAAGAAAAUGGCCAAUGUUCUGUCCACAUAACUCCUUAUGGAGAGUUCAAGUUUGGUCUAGGAUCUUCAGAAGUUACAGAGAGAGAGAGUUUCAUGUUAGAGCGAAAUUCAUCAAGAAGCAUGUUUUUUCUUUUGGUUUUUUGGUGCUCUAACAAUACUCUUUGACUAUACUUGAGGACAUUGUGGGAUCUGUAUUUUGAUAAUUUGGAUUAAUAAUAUGAAGUAAUUAGAUAUA
This is a messenger RNA of Tarenaya hassleriana, 1485 nucleotides long. Its product is annotated as myb-like protein Q. Gene Ontology annotation, biological process: regulation of DNA-templated transcription. Bases 25 to 1281 code for a protein of 418 amino acids. Gene Ontology annotation, molecular function: DNA-binding transcription factor activity, RNA polymerase II-specific; RNA polymerase II cis-regulatory region sequence-specific DNA binding. Gene Ontology annotation, cellular component: nucleus. The transcript has 2 exons. The record is from RefSeq and is a predicted model, not a curated record. NCBI's taxonomy places the organism in Eukaryota, Viridiplantae, Streptophyta, Magnoliopsida, Brassicales, Cleomaceae.